Molecule: messenger RNA, 4406 nt
Organism: Cygnus olor (mute swan)
Lineage: Eukaryota; Metazoa; Chordata; Aves; Anseriformes; Anatidae
Gene: HAO1
Product: hydroxyacid oxidase 1
Exons: 8
Coding region: 1230-2222 (330 amino acids)
Molecular function (GO): FMN binding; oxidoreductase activity
Source: RefSeq, a predicted model, not a curated record
UAAAUGUGUGCUUUGAAAUUGCAGUUGUUUGCACCAGGUAAAAAAAUCCUACAGGUCAGGGACAGCUGAGAACUAGGUGGCUGGAAAAGCGUAAGAUAUUUCACAUCCUUAUGCUUUUGAGUUAGUCUGUAAAAUUGAGCAAGAUUAUUAAUGAAUUUGUAUUUGCUGGGAAAAGAUGCCUUGGAGCUGGGAGAAAACCUUUGGAAUGAAGAUUAGGAAGAAAGGGAAAAAAGUCAUGUUUUCUUUGUCCCACCCUCAGCCUGUCCUCCCCUAACAAAUAACAAUCUGCCACAAAAGCAUGAAAACAAGUCUGAGGAGACAUACUUACAGUGUGUGUCUUGGCAUAGAAUAAUACAGAUGACUCCCACAACUACAUCUCUUCUUCCAAGCAUCAUAACCAUCCUUCUCCUCCCUUGGGAGUGCUUUCAGGAGAACUAGCAUGGCCCAGUGCUUUACGGCAUAAGAAAUUUGGAUCUCAUCCUGGCUAUGUCUCAGGCUUUGUAUGGAAAUUUAAAAUUGAUCUUCCUAUAAAAUGAAAAGACUUUUUUAUUUCUUUUCCUUUCUUUCUUCCUCCCUUCCCAACCACCCCCAACCUGCAGCUUAGUAUGCAAGCUCAAGCUGACCGCUACUCAGAGUCAGAGCACGAUCUUAAGAUAACUGGCUCUGGUUGCUCUCUUCAUGCUAAUAAUAAUAGUAUCCAUCUCCCUCAGGCAUUCUAGUGCUGAGCAGGUAGUCAGGUUCAGCAGUACUAGAGAUUAAGCUUUUAAUUAUUUUCUUUAAUUAAAAUUCAAUAGCAAUCGUCUAAAAGUGCAGUCUUUCAGAGAGAAGGAUGCAUUAGUAAGACAUUGAUGCAGAGCCAAUUACUGCUUGCAGAGAACAUUUGGACCUUGCUCAGAGCACACCCCUGAGAGCCAGCACCUGCUAAUGCACACCCUCUUGUGGCUUGUGCUAACAAUGGCUGCACUGUGACGUUGUGUGGUUGAUGAGAAAAAGUCCAUUUUCACAGGUACCCCCAUGAAUGCAGCCAUAUUAACAUAGGUUUGGAUACUGCCAGCGGUGUCUAGUUGACCCUGUGACAGGGUUCAUUGGCCUGUUGUGCCCUCAUUUGGGAGCAGGAAGGAGGAGAUAAAUUUUUGUGUCCAAACGUGAUGUCCAGCCUGACCACAUAUUCAGAUGUGUUGUGUGUGUUUUAGUUCUCUCUACAGCUUCCAUUGUACAGUUCAAGGAGAAUGAAGCCUUGGGUUGGUGUGGUUUCUGGUGGAUGCAUUGGAAGCAAAGCAAGAUGGAAGCUGUACCCCCGGGUGCUCAGGGACGUGUCUGUAAUGGACCUGUCGACUUCAGUCUUAGGGCAGAAAAUCAGCAUGCCUGUCUGCGUUGGAGCAACUGCUAUGCAGCGCAUGGCUCACGCUGAUGGAGAGAUGGCUACUGCUAGAGCCUGCCAGGCCACGGGGACAGGGAUGAUGCUGAGCUCCUGGGCGACCUCCUCCAUUGAAGAAGUUGCUGAAGCAGCUCCUGACAGCCUUCGCUGGCUGCAGCUUUAUGUGUACAAGGACCGGGAGGUUACCAAAUCCCUAGUGAAGCGUGCGGAGAGAGCAGGUUACAAAGGGAUCUUUGUGACGGUGGACACGCCGUUUCUCGGAAGGCGCAUUGAUGAUGUGCGAAACAAGUUCCAGCUUCCUCCCCACCUCAGAUUAAAAAAUUUUACAAGCAACAGCUUGGCCUUCUCCUCAGGAAAAGACUUUGGAGAAAAUAGUGGACUGGCUGUCUAUGUAGCCGAGGCGAUUGAUUCAAGUGUCAAAUGGGAGGACGUCAAGUGGCUUCGAGGGCUGACCUCACUGCCCAUCGUCACGAAAGGAAUCCUCAGGGCUGAUGACGCUAAAGAAGCCGUAAAGCUUGGGGUAAAUGGUAUUCUGGUGUCAAAUCAUGGAGCACGACAGCUUGAUGGAGUCCCUGCAACUAUUGAUGUCUUGCCUGAAAUUGUUGAGGCUGUGGAGGGGAAGGUGGAGGUGUUCCUAGACGGUGGUGUAAGAAAAGGCACAGACGUUCUCAAAGCGUUAGCCCUGGGUGCCAAAGCUGUAUUCAUCGGAAGGCCUCUCGUCUGGGGGUUGGUUUAUCAAGGUGAAGAAGGAGCAAAAGAAGUUCUCCAGAUGCUGAAGGAAGAGUUUCGCCUGGCAAUGGCCUUGACGGGUGAGACUUGUUUCCUCUCGGAUGCCGCAGCAUAGAAGAAAUUAGCAGGACGCUGAUACGAAGACACGACGUAUUGUUUUCCAAGAUUUAGGUCUGAAGGUGACCACCUCGCCUGUUGUACAGAAAGUAUGCCACCAAAUAAAAAGAAACUGUUUGCUCUUCGGGCCUCAACCUGCAAUCCUGACUGAGAAGGGGCCGUUUGUAAGAGAUCACUUGCCGAAGAAAGUACAUGAAGCAAAUUUUACAGGUGUUUCUGUAUUCUGCUAGGCUCUUAUGGAAAGCUGCUCUGCUGGUAGUUGUGACUAGAAAUUGGUCUUUAUACAAGAUCAACACAGAAGCUACAAGGUGUUUCUGUGACAAAUGUUAAUAAUAACUUAUAAACCUCCAAUAAUUUUUUGUUAAAAUGAGACUAUGAACAGAAAUGAUCUGAUGGCAAACAGCUACCAGAAUGUAGAAAUUUAAAAUGUAAAAGAUACUUCUUGCUCACUGUUUAGAGAAACUACACUGUAGAUCAAAGAUUACAUUUUGCUUUAUGAACAAUGUCCUUUCCCUAGCAACUAUGUGCUAUUCCUUUUUAAGCAUGUGGGCUUGUAGGUUGUAGAAGCUCAGAGGACUAUUAGUUGUAAAGAACUGAACAACAAAGCGAAACUGGGGAAGUUCUGUUAUCUGACACAAAGCCCGUUGCAAUCAGACAUCCACUGUGCUUGUGUGUCAGAUGUGCAUCAGAUUCUUGGUGUGUGCAAAUCCUUGCAGUCCUAACACUGUUGCCAAACUGUGCUGACAACACCCAGCUUGAGCCCUAAUUCAUGUUUUCCACCUGGACUCAUUUACUGACAGCUUUUUAGAUUAUUAAUUGGUUAAGCCUGUGGUGUCCUGCAUCCCUAUUGCAUAGAAUUGAUAGGCAGAGGCUGGCUAUAGACCCCAACAGACAUAUUGAAAAAAAAAAAGUUCCUUCUCGCUUUCCAUGGAUAAAGAAACUCAGUUGCCAGCAGGUCACUCUUUCUGUAUUAUGACUGUAAGUAUAACUGAGUUUGAUCCAUCUCUUUCCAACCUCUUUCUAUUUUUCAUAAAGAUGGGAGAGUUUGUAGGAUUUGCUGCCAUGUGUAAAAGAAACUUGGAUAAUUGAGGUAUUAACCCAUGAUUUGGGAAGAUCCUAGUGGCUCCAUUCAGUUUCCAUGAACACCCUUUAGAGAAAGAUGAGUGUUACUCACUUUAUGAGGAGGAUACAGAUAAAUACAGGAUGUGCUUCUCUUCUUGUAACAGUCCAAAUACCUACUGAAUACAGGAGAAAGAACAUAGGAAUAUCUUCAUACAGCAACUAUCCCAGAGUGAGCAGACAAAGGAGGUAAGGCUCUAUGAAACUCAUCUUCAGUGAAAGUAAGGGUGGCUCUUCAUCUGUCACACUCUUGUUGCGGGUAUGGCAAUAUUACUGGGAGCAGGGAGAGAGGCCACUGCAGAAUGGUUUUGAAAAUCUUGUUCUGGAAAUAAAGUGUUUAUUUUUAAGGAGGAUUAAAAAAAAUGUGCCUUGAUUUCAUUGUUCCACUGUCACCGACAUCACUGUCUCCACCAUUUGUUUCCCAUCAGUGUCAGAAGAACUCAUGCAUUCUGAUUCUCCCUUUUUGCUCUGUUUGAAAUAUCCCGUACUGAGCUUUAGAGGCAGCAUUGUAAUAAAAUGAUGGAAUAUUACAAUGUGAACUUAAGCUGGGACUGGAACUCAAAUCGGGGAGAAAACCCAAAAGGCCACAUGCUUGCCCUUCAGUUGUAAAAUUUGUACUCUUAUUUACUGCAGAAUGUAGUGUGUUGUGUGAGUGUUGCGUAGCAACAAAAUAAAGUUUAUCUGUGUAGAGAAAUAUGAAUGUUUCUCAGAGCAUAGAGAAGCAUAAUUUCUACUGUUUACUGCACUUAUCAUAUCUGUUGCAAUGUGGACUGUGUCAGAUGUCAAUUACAGACUAACUUCAGAAAGACUGUUUAUUUUAGAUAAUAUAAAUGUUACUUAAAAGAGAGGGGCAUAAUAUCUUAUGUUUACAUGUUUAAGAUCCAUUUCUAAAGUUUAGAAGAUGCAGUUUCCUGUCUUUGCCCCAACCACAUUCAAGAAAAGUUCUGUAACUCUGUGGUCCAGGAUAAAUUCUGAUGGUGAGGAAACUGGUUUUGUUGCUUGUGCAUAAUUAACUAUUUCUAGUUCCUUUGGGAUAAUGGGCUUAUUUUUUUCCUGCUUGUUA